Messenger RNA from Oppia nitens, 1915 nucleotides. It is a transcript of the gene Mtpbeta, whose product is annotated as trifunctional enzyme subunit beta, mitochondrial-like. NCBI's taxonomy places the organism in Eukaryota, Metazoa, Arthropoda, Arachnida, Sarcoptiformes, Oppiidae. Gene Ontology annotation, molecular function: acyltransferase activity, transferring groups other than amino-acyl groups. The transcript has 6 exons. The record is from RefSeq and is a predicted model, not a curated record. Gene Ontology annotation, biological process: fatty acid beta-oxidation. The coding region runs from base 393 to 1802 and encodes 469 amino acids.
AUUAAAAUAAUUGUCAAUACAUUUGUAGAGUACUGUUUGAAAAUUAAAAAAUUAAAUUAUUUUUUUUUUUAGUUUAAUAAUAAUUAAUAGUAACACAAAAAUUUUCCUAUAAUUAUUGGGAAAAAAAUAAAUAUAAUUUUUGUAAACAUUUUAUUUUAAUUUAAUUAAUUUGAAAAUAUAUUUUGUUGUUUGAUUGUAUUGACAGAGUUUUGAUAAACAUUUUAUAUCCAGUAUUUAAUUAAUCAAUAAUUAAUUUAAUUAAUAAAUUAAUUUAAAUCAAUCAAUCAAUUUCAGCAUCCCGUUUGAGAUUUUCCCGGUGGCCAUAUAUGAUAUAUAUCGGAAACUGAUAUUUCAUUUACCGCAUUAAUUAACCGCAAAUAACAAAAAAAACUAUGUUAUCGUUGUGUCGGACAAAGACAUUGACGGCCGCCACCACCCGAUUGAUGGCGCCGCUGGCCUGCGGUCAACAACAACAGCAGAAGCAACAGUCGCGAACCGUUCAGACGUUUGAUACGUCAAAGUUUGGCAAAAAUAUUGUCCUCAUCGACGGCGUGCGGACACCGUUUAACCAUUCAAAUACCGACUACAAAGACUUGAUGGCCUACGAGCUGCAGACACAGGCCAUACUAAACCUAUUGAAACGCACGGGUUUGCCGAAAGACGCCAUCGACUAUGUCGUGUGCGGUACUGUCAUACAGGAGCCGAAAACUGGUAACAUUGCUCGCGAGGCUGUACUGUCGAGCGGUAUAUCGUUGGCUACACCGGCCCAUACAGUAACCCAAGCCUGCAUAUCGAGCAAUCAGGCCAUUACGUCGGCAAUCGGUUACAUAAACUCUGGACUGUACGAAACUGCAGUGGCCGGCGGUGUCGAAACCAUGUCCGACGUACCGAUUCGACAUUCGCGUAAAAUGAGAAAAUGGUUGCUCAGUCUGAACAAAGCCAAGUCCACAGCACAGCGGCUGUCAAUGUUAUUGCAGUUACGACCCGACUAUUUCGUGCCCGAAUUGCCAGCAGUGGCCGAGUUUACCACUGGCGAAGUGAUGGGCCAUUCGGGCGAUCGAUUGGCUGCCAGUUUUCAAGUGUCGCGUCGCGAACAGGACGAGUACGCACUGCGCUCGCAUAUGUUGGCCGAUAAGGCCUCCAAAGAGGGCAAUCUUAUUGAUAUCGAGGGCAUAACUGUGCCCAAGAAGGGCCUGGUGGACAAAGAUAACGGUAUUCGCGUAUCAACUAUGGAACAGAUGUCCAAACUGAGACCGGCUUUUGUUAAGCCGUACGGUACGGUUACGGCAGCCAAUGCUAGUUUUUUGACUGACGGUGCAUCGGCUUGUCUGAUAAUGACCGAAGACAAGGCCAAACAAUUGGGACUCAAACCGAAAGCCUAUUUACGACAAUUUCUGUACGUAUCGCAAGAUCCGAAGGAUCAGCUACUAUUGGGACCGGCUUACGCCACACCGCGGCUACUGGAAAAGGCUGGUCUCACACUUAAAGAUAUCGAUGUUUUCGAGUUUCACGAAGCCUUCGCCGGCCAGAUAUUGGCCAAUCUCAAGGCGCUGGACUCGGACUGGUUCGCCAAAGAGUAUAUGAAAAGGAGCGGCAAGUUUGGCGCACCCGAUCUCAACAAAUUUAAUAUGUGGGGCGGAUCCCUAUCGAUUGGACAUCCGUUCGGCGCUACUGGAGUACGAUUGGUGACAACAACAGCCAAUCGUUUGAUCAAAGAGAACGGACGGUUCGGUUUGGUGGCCGCUUGUGCUGCAGGAGGACUGGGACACGCAAUGAUUGUUGAACGAUAUCCCAGUGCUUGAGCACAACAUCAUCAUCAAUGACAACAACAACAACAACAAUAAAACAACUUUCAAUAACAAAUUGAUAACUGAUUUUUUUUAUAAUUAUAUAUUUUUUUAAUAAAUAAUUUGCA